Molecule: messenger RNA, 644 nt
Organism: Mercurialis annua (annual mercury)
Lineage: Eukaryota; Viridiplantae; Streptophyta; Magnoliopsida; Malpighiales; Euphorbiaceae
Product: probable histone H2A.3
Exons: 2
Coding region: 88-492 (134 amino acids)
Cellular component (GO): nucleosome
Molecular function (GO): DNA binding; protein heterodimerization activity; structural constituent of chromatin
Source: RefSeq, a predicted model, not a curated record
AAUUCAUCACUCCAAAUCUACAGAACAAUCAGUUUUCAUUAAUCUUCAUUAGUAAAUUUCUCUUCAAACUCUGUAUUUCAAUCAGCAAUGGCAGGACGAGGAAAAUUUUUGGCAUCCGCCGCAAAAAAGAAGGGUACAUCAAGAAGCAGCAAAGCCGGUCUCCAGUUUCCCGUCGGCCGUAUUGCCCGCUUCUUGAAAUCGGGAAAAUACGCCGACCGUGUCGGCGGUGGAGCCCCCGUUUAUCUCGCUGCUGUUCUUGAAUAUCUCGCCGCCGAGGUUUUGGAAUUAGCGGGAAAUGCAGCGAGAGACAACAAGAAGAACAGAUUAGUGCCGAGGCAUAUUCAGUUGGCUAUUAAGAACGACGAGGAGUUCAGCAAAUUGCUGGGUACUGUUACUAUUGCUAGCGGCGGUGUUUUGCCCAAUAUUAAUGGCGUGUUGCUUCCUAAGAGACCUGCUAAUCUUACCAAAGGCGACGCUGGUGAUGAUAACUGAAGAAAUCAAGUACAUAAUUUAGAAAAUUGUAUUGUGAUUUGGGUUUUUUUUUAAUUUGACUUUUGUGUUAGUUUGUAGGAUUUAAUUUUCUUUUGUAGUUCUGUUCUCCUUGUAAUUGAACAAUUUUAGAAAUGCAAUUUAACAUUUUGCUA